Messenger RNA from Drosophila kikkawai, 569 nucleotides. RefSeq lists its product as uncharacterized. The record is from RefSeq and is a predicted model, not a curated record. NCBI's taxonomy places the organism in Eukaryota, Metazoa, Arthropoda, Insecta, Diptera, Drosophilidae.
GGCGAGCGCCUUCCGAACCAUCUUGGACGACGCGGUGCUGGUGUAAGCAGGUGUGUCCCUCUGAGGGAGCUGAUCCGCGAGAAGGCGGACAUUCGUGACAUGCUGAGCUGAAAAGGCAGGCCCGGUGGGAUGCCUCGUCUAAAGGUCGCUCGACCCACAGGAUGAUCCCAAAGCGGAAGAACGGACAGGUAGAUUUUUACCUAACCCAGGUGCUGAGCGGGCAUGGAUGCUUCCGUAGCUACCUUAAGAGGUUUGGCCAUGACGCGGAGGAAAGCUGCCCGGAAUGUGGAUCCGGGAUAACAGAGGAUGCCGGCCGCGUCAUCUUCGACUGCCGCCGGUUCGACGAGGAAAGGGACGAGCUGGAGGCGAUAGCAGGUGCAGCCAUCAGUGUGGAUACGCUGGUGCCGCAGAUGCUGGCGGACCCGAGGACAUGGGAGGCGGCGGCAGAGUUCGCUGCCAAGCUGAUGAGAUCUCUCAGGGCCCUGGAGAGAUCGAGGAAGGAGCAGACUGGCUGAGCGGCUUACCGAUGUGCGAAGCAUUGCUUUGCGGCCGUACCGCACAAUCGCGGG